Messenger RNA from Cynara cardunculus var. scolymus (artichoke), 807 nucleotides. Its product is annotated as protein CURVATURE THYLAKOID 1A, chloroplastic-like. Lineage: Eukaryota; Viridiplantae; Streptophyta; Magnoliopsida; Asterales; Asteraceae. Gene Ontology annotation, cellular component: chloroplast thylakoid membrane; thylakoid. The transcript is spliced from 5 exons. Bases 108 to 617 code for a protein of 169 amino acids. The record is from RefSeq and is a predicted model, not a curated record.
UAUGAUUGCGUGAAGCACAUGCUCACUUUCUUCCUUCUUCCCCAUUUACCAAUUACCACCAUUCUUACCGGUAGGUCAACUCAGAUCAUCAACUGCACCAGAUAGAGAUGGCAACAGCAGCAGCAGGGACUUCAUCUUCAAUGGCGCAAGCUAUGUUUGCAUCUCGAUCAUUCACGCCGUCCUUCUCUCGUCGCUCUUCUUUGCCUCGUCUUCCUUUUCUACCUCCUUCAGCUUCUUCUCCGUUACCACCUUCUUUUAACCUCCGAAUCUCAGGAUCAAAGAAGUCGUUAUCAUAUCGGAUUAAGGCGUCCUCAGAAGAUUCAUCUGAAACUUCAGAAGUUGGAGAGGUAUUCUCCAACUUAAAGGAAAAGUGGGAUGCACUUGAAAACAAACCCAUGGCUGUUGUCUAUGGAGGAGGAGCAGCUGUUGGUGUUUGGCUGUCUUCCACUGUUGUUAAUGCAAUCAACUCGGUUCCUGUUGUCCCAAAGUUCAUGGAACUGAUUGGACUCGGAUACACUGGAUGGUUCAUCUAUAGGUAUCUUCUCUUUAAGUCAGGUAGAAAAGAACUAGCUGAUGAUAUCGAAGUGCUGAAGAAGAAGAUUAUUGGAACCGAAUAGACAACGGUAAUUGGUAACAUGUAUUUACUUUAUAUUAUCGAUCCAAAGUUGUUUAUAGGUUUCCUUCUGCUAUGACACUUGAUAGGGUUCACAUCCUGUGUUUGUUGUAUCACAUGUUUUUUCUAUAUUUGAUCCUUCUGUAAAUUGGCUAUAUUUUAAUGAAAAUAAAUUAACUUCUCGCUGUUUAUAC